CGGCAAGAAAUUAAGAGCAGUCUCUUUGAAUUCUUAGAAGAGAAAGAGAGAGAAACAUGUCAAUCGGGAUAUUGGAGGUGACACUGGUCGAUGCCCGGAAUCUCAAAAACACAGAAUUCUUUGGUGGUGGGAUCGAUCCGUAUGUGUUGAUACAAUACAAGAGCCAAGAGCGCAAGAGCAGCGUUGCCCGAGGGCAGGGCAGUUCUCCAAUUUGGAACGAGAAAUUCAAUUUCAGGGUUGAGUAUCCAGGAGCAGAUGAUCAGUACAAGCUCAUCCUCAAGAUCAUGGACAAGGACACAUUCUCUGCCGAUGACUAUCACGGACAAGCCACGAUCUACUUGAAAGAUCUAUUGGCAUUAGGAGUGGAGAAUGGAACUGCUGAGCUACAUCCUCGCAAGUAUAGCGUCGUUGCCACUGACCUAACUUACUGUGGAGAGAUCAGAGUCGGCAUUACUUUCACCCCUAAGGUUCAAGAGAACACUGAGAGUGAAGAUUUUGGUGGAUGGAAGGAAAGUGAAAACUAGUUCCUUCACCAAUUAGUCAGAAUAUAAAUCUGUCUCCGUGUAUUGAUCAGUUGAUUGUAUUUGGUUUCUACGGGAUAAGUAAGUCUAGAGAACUAAAAUGUGAGACCAUUAUGAGUUGAAAUGUUUCUUUUAUUAUCCCAAAGUUUAUUCUUAUUUUCCUCA
Messenger RNA from Cornus florida, 686 nucleotides. Its product is annotated as 16 kDa phloem protein 1. The coding region runs from base 57 to 524 and encodes 155 amino acids. The record is from RefSeq and is a predicted model, not a curated record. The transcript is spliced from 5 exons. NCBI's taxonomy places the organism in Eukaryota, Viridiplantae, Streptophyta, Magnoliopsida, Cornales, Cornaceae.